AUGCCGAACCUCGAUAUGCUGCUCCUCGGGCAACGCAGAGGAGAGGAAGGGCUGAACGACCUGCGCUACACUAUUCUCACCCAGGGCAUCCCCGCCAACAGCGAGGGCAUGUCCGAAUUGCGCAUCUACAUCUGGCUCAUCUUGCUCAAUGCGCCUCCGCUCAAGACCGACGUCUACCUCGACCUCGUCCGCCAGGGUGCCUCGCCGGCGCACACCAAGAUCCUGAACGACGCCUUCCGCACCUUCCAGGGCGAUCCGCUCUUCCGCCGGCGCGUCACGCAGAACAGCAUCACGCGUGUCCUCAACGCCGUCGCGUGGCGAUUGAACGACGCGCACGAGGCACGCGUCAACGGGUGGCAGUCCCCACCCACUCUAUCUGAGUUCGGCGGCAGCCCCGACACCGCCUUGCUAUCGCGCCAUUCAUUCACCACCAGCGCACGGACGGACGCGUCAACCACCAACGACGCUGAGCAGAUUGGCUACGUGCAGGGUAUGAACGUGCUGUGCGGUCCAUUCCUGUAUGUUGCGCGAAGCGAGGUCGAAGCCUUCACUGGCUUCGAGAGGCUCAUCACUCAGGAGUGCCCGGGUUAUGUAAGAGGCUCAAUGGAGGGAGUGCACAAAGGCCUGGCAUUGGUGGACAGAGUGCUCGAGGUGGUGGAUCCGAAGCUGUACAUCCAUCUUAUGAACAACCAGAUGGAGGCCAGGAUAUACGCCUUCGCGUCCGUCCUGACCAUGUGCGCUUGCACGCCGCCCUUGCCAGAAGUGCUCCGGCUUUGGGACUUUCUGUUUGCCUACGGCGCUCAUCUGAAUAUUCUCUGCAUUGUCGCACAGCUGGUCCUGAUUCGCGGCGACCUCCUGAGGAGCCCAAGCCCAAACCAGAUCUUGCGAAGCCUCCCGCCUCUGAAUGCGGCCGACAUCAUCCAGGUCGCUCUGUCCUUUGCGGGUAAGAUACCAGAGGACAUGUACGAGGAAUUGAUCAACCAUGCGAAGUGA
Messenger RNA from Trematosphaeria pertusa, 993 nucleotides. RefSeq names its product TBC-domain-containing protein. The record is from RefSeq and is a predicted model, not a curated record. Gene Ontology annotation, cellular component: mitotic spindle pole body. NCBI's taxonomy places the organism in Eukaryota, Fungi, Ascomycota, Dothideomycetes, Pleosporales, Trematosphaeriaceae. The coding region runs from base 1 to 993 and encodes 330 amino acids. Gene Ontology annotation, biological process: negative regulation of septation initiation signaling; activation of GTPase activity. The transcript has 3 exons. Gene Ontology annotation, molecular function: GTPase activator activity.